GAGUAAACGGUGGGGGCGUGUCUCUAGGUAACCCCGCGUGUAGUUACGGGAGAAACGCGGGAGUUGGGGCCUAGGCGCUGUUCCAUCCACUGCUAAGGUUGUUUUAGUUCCAGAUCGAGCCGAGAGCCUUUCGAGGCCAAGAACUUGAGCCUGACCCGGUCUCUAGAGCGCCGCGAUGGAAGUAGUGGAGGCCGCCGCUGCUCAGUUGGAGACUCUGAAAUUCGGUGGCACCGGCUUUGGGGUUGCCCCCGGGCAGGCGGUGCAGUCACCGGGCUCCGUUCCUGAACCAGAGCCACCGCAGCCACCACCGUCGGAUGAGGUGCCUCCAGACACUGGGCAGGACGCGGAGGCUCAGCUAGCCAAGGAGCAGCCGCCUGAACUCGCGCUGAGCACUGCCGUUGGCGGGAACCCCGCGCCGCAGUUGGGGUCAGAACCGCUACCUGGAGGGACCUGCGUCACCGGUCCCGGCCCUGCAGAACUGGUGCGGACCACAGACUCCUUGGGGACCUCGGACUCGGAUUCGGACUCGGACAGUGAAACAGAUUCAGAUAGUUCAAGCUCUUCCUCUUCCUCAUCAUCUUCCUCAUCUUCCUCUUCCUCUCGAAUAUCACUUCCUCCAGUGCUGUCCGAUGAAGAUGACAAUUCACAAGUUGACCAGGAAGAUAAUGAUUUUCCUGUUAUUAAAACAAAAGAUGAAUUACUUGUUAAUGAACUACCUUCAGUUGAAGAACUCACUGUUACUCUGCCUGACGAUAUUGAAUUAAAGCCUCUUGGGAUGGUUUCAAGCAUUAUUGAACAAUUAGUAAUAAUCGAGUCUGUGACGAAGCUACCUCCAGUUAAUGAGGAGACUGUGAUUUUUAAAAGUGAUAGGCAGGCAGCAGGAAAGAUAUUUGAGUUAUUUGGACCUGUUGCACACCCAUUUUAUGUAUUACGGUUUAAUUCUUCAGAGCACAUUGAGAGUAAAGGCAUUAAAAUAAAGGAUACUAUGUAUUUUGCUCCAUCAAUGAAAGACUUCACUCAAUAUGUGUUCCCAGAAAAACAGGAAAAGGGAUCAGAUGCAUCAUGGGAGAAUGAUCAGGAACCACCACCAGAGGCCUUAGAUUUCAGUGAUGAUGAAAAGGAAAAAGAAGCCAAAUACAGAAGAAAAAUUCGCAUGCAAGGCCGGAAAAAACUAAGAUCUGUAUUUAAUGAGUCAGGUGGAAAUUUGGCAGAAGUGCAUCAGAAUUGGAAUGUUUCAGAGCAUUCAAAAGGAUACCGCAACAGAGAAUUCACACGAGGAUUUCCCCGGGGCCGAUAUCCCCGACCUUGGCAUGGCAGACCCCCACCUCCACAGUUUUAUAACUCAGAGUGUAUGGUAUCUCAGGAGCCUUCGGGAUUUCCACCUCAGAGACAAGAGAAUUUCAUGCCACACUAUCCCUUUCCUCCUCCGAUGUUUGACAUGCAUAAUUUUUCACUCCCUCCUCCACUACCACCUCCUCCUCCCCCUCCCCCACCUGUGUUUGUAAACAUGGGUUGGGCUGCACCUAACAUGGCACCCCCCAUGCCCUACUCCAUACCCCCGCCGCCUCCCCCCCCACCGCCGCCCCCACCCCCCUCUUCUGGAGACAAUAAUUAUUCUCAUUUUGGACCUUACUAUUAGGUGAAUAAAUGCAUUUCCAGAGAAAUGUAGACUUCUUUAUAUGGGAAAGAUUUUUCUUUUAUAUGGGAAGGAUUUUUUUUUAAAAGAAAGUGAUUAUGGAUCUAGAUUUUUAAAGCAUUGUCAAAAAACUGAAUGCUUCCUUUAGUCGUAAGUUGAUAUAUAUUUAUAACAUUGGUGAAAUUGUAUCCGUAUGAAAAUUUCAUUUUAGAUUUGUAGGGGGGAAUUCCAAUGAUGUAAUAUUUAAUUAAAACUUUGAAUCCGUGCGUUCCACACCCUGCCCAGUUAAACAGUGUGUACAGGUUCAGUCAUAGAUCUGGAGCAACUCUCGUCACGGAUAAAGGAGACUGAGCGUACCCAUUAUCUUGUUGGUAUAUCUGAACAUGUGAUGUUGGAGUCCUCUUGCGAGUCUCUAAAAUAAACUAUUUUUAUAAACUUUGGAAAUUGAUUUUGAUUGUAAUUGCGAAUUGCCAGUGACAUUAAAUGUUGUAAUUAAGAAACAAGUGUACAGAGAAGGAAAGUCUCAUAUAUUGGCAGAAGCUGUGACUGUAAUUAAAGCUUUUCAUUAUC
Messenger RNA from Phyllostomus hastatus (greater spear-nosed bat), 2206 nucleotides. RefSeq names its product nuclear assembly factor 1 ribonucleoprotein (gene NAF1). Gene Ontology annotation, cellular component: sno(s)RNA-containing ribonucleoprotein complex. The record is from RefSeq and is a predicted model, not a curated record. Gene Ontology annotation, molecular function: RNA binding. The coding region runs from base 176 to 1639 and encodes 487 amino acids. Gene Ontology annotation, biological process: ribosome biogenesis; pseudouridine synthesis; box H/ACA snoRNP assembly. Lineage: Eukaryota; Metazoa; Chordata; Mammalia; Chiroptera; Phyllostomidae. The transcript has 8 exons.